AUGCUACAUGCGACUAAUUGGAUAUCUGGAUAUACAUUGGAAAGUGUUGAGCUACACAAGGUCGCUGUAGAUAAACUAUGCGAUGCUGUCGAGGAAAACAUUGUUCACACUUCUGAAUUUGUCCAAGUAGUGGACGAUAUCUCACAGGAUAUGCUUACUGUACAAAGACUCUCUCAACAAAUUGCAGAUAUUCGUGGAUCGUUAGAUUGGCUAGAAGAAACUGCAUUAUCCAUUUCAGGAACUACACAUAGUAGCAGUGGAGGAAACAUGUUUACCGAUGCAUUUGCAGCAGCUUCAAAGAAUACCAUCAGAAUCAGAACUAGCAGAUUUUCCAAAUAA
This is a messenger RNA of Batrachochytrium dendrobatidis JAM81, 339 nucleotides long. RefSeq lists its product as uncharacterized. The transcript has 3 exons. Lineage: Eukaryota; Fungi; Chytridiomycota; Chytridiomycetes; Rhizophydiales. The record is from RefSeq and is a predicted model, not a curated record. Bases 1 to 339 code for a protein of 112 amino acids.